Messenger RNA from Meleagris gallopavo (turkey), 2823 nucleotides. The record is from RefSeq and is a predicted model, not a curated record. NCBI's taxonomy places the organism in Eukaryota, Metazoa, Chordata, Aves, Galliformes, Phasianidae.
UGGGGCACUGGGAUCCCCUGGAGGGCCGCAGUGCCAGGAGCAGAGGAGCCUGCUGCCUUACCUGCCAUGGUAGCUCGAGAGUGGCAGCGGGGGGUUCCGUGAGCGCUGGGGUCAGCCCCUCUGCCCUGAGCUCACAGUGCCCCUCUCUGACAUGGACCCGUGGUGUCACAGGCAUUGCUCUGAGCCUGCCCUGUCACCAGCACUUGCUGUGGCUACAGUUGUGGUGACAGCAUGGGACGAGUGUGGGGAGCUAUGGCCUCUGCCCGUCUCAUACUCCUCCUCCUGAUGGCUACAACUUGCUGGAAGGUUGGUGCUGCUCCAUGGAGAGCACCAGGAGCAGACGACUACACUGCUUCUUUACCUAUGAUUGCCUCUUCGAACUCGGCUUUUGUUCCUGAGGUGGAACCUGGAGAUGUGAGUGGAAGUGAAUGGGGUGCAGAAUCCCAGCCGGCUCCUGGGUCCGAAGCUCUUGCAGGUGCCAUGGGUAUGUCAUGGCUUUUUACUUCCUUUGCGAGCUGCCAGCUCACGGCCCUAAUAUCAGCCAGGCACGCCUGCAGGAGCGAGAGCACAGCGCUGCACGUGCCUGCCGUGUCCCUGCACCAUCCCUAUGUACCGCCUGCUCCUCAGCUGUGCCGUUACGCAGUGACACAGAUUGUGGUGUAUGAUGGAAAGCUCUCAUGGUUCCGUAUUGCAGAAAUGCCUCCAGAGAGGGCCGUGCCAAACCCGCAGCUGCUUCCCGCGCUGGAGCCCCGCUGGUCUCCCGGGGGUCCUGCGAGACAGAGAGAGAAUCCGGGACAAGGAAGAUAUUCGCCGCGCUUUGCUCAUGUCCUAAAGGCAAUGAUGGGGGAGAACGAAGUGCCUGAGGUCGAUGGAGAGCCUGUGGACGAGGCUGUGUUUCAGGAGGGCAGCAGCCACACGCUGCCCAUCUCCCGUGAAGGCACAGAGGACGUGCAAGCAGCUGGCGCUGCAGGUGCACGUGGUGAAGAACACACUGAGGGCAUCUACAUUAAGGACGUCCCCAUGUUCUGCCUGAAAGGUGCCAUUGGUGUGUUUGUUCCGCUUCUGCUCCUGAUAAUUGUGUGCUGCAUUUGCAUCCGGCGGCGGAGGCAGAAACAACAGCGCCUCAUGGAAUCCGCCAAGGCCCGGUCUGCUGCCCACGGACGCUCAGCACGUGAGGACAGACGGUCUCGGCACCAGCGGGCUCCAGGACGUCCUGCCCGGGUGCUGCGGAGCCCCAGCACAUCGCCGCUCUCCAGGCCCAAGAGUGCCUCGGCUCGGCUGCCCCCCCCCGCGGCCCCCCGCGGCCCCCCAGCCCGGCCGUGUACACCAGGAAUAAGUCCAGAAGCCCCCAGCCCCGCCGGGCACCGCCACCGCCACCACCGCCAUCCUACAGGGGAUGGUAGCAGUCUCCCUGGGGCCGGGCACCACGUCCCAGACCUGCACAACCGCUGCUCCCAUCAACAGUGGCUGUCCAGAUUUCUAUUACAGCAGUACACCAAUAAAUAGCAUCAUCUAACUGCGUGAGACCUUGCUCGAUCUGUGCAGGACACAGGGUGGGAAAUGCCCUCAGUCCUCACGUUGGCUUCUGUUCAGGGUAAGAGGUUUCCAUGCUACACCUGCCUAGUGUGUAAGUGACGGAGACCUCGUGUUUUUGGGGUGUAUUUGGGGUGAUGGAGCAGAUCUUCCUGGAAGAGAUGAUGUUGAGGCAGCUGAGGGAUGGAGAAGUGCUCCGGGACAGCCAGUACGGCAGCACUGAGGGCAGAUCGUGCCUGACUCACUUGGUGGCUUUCUGUGAUGCCGUGAUGGCACUGAUGGACAACGGGAGGGCGACUGAUGUCGUCUCCCUGGACUUGGGCAAGGCCUUCGAUGUGGUCCCGCGCCGCUUCCUUCCCCCAGAGUCAGACAGAGAUGGGUGCAAAGGACGGGCUGUGGGGUGGAGGUUCAGCAAAGCCAAGGUUGUGCGUUCAGAUGGGGAAUUUGCCUCUUGCGUGCCCUACAUCAAUCCCAAAUGAGAAAAGGAAACCUUUUUCUCCAGGUGGUUCGCUCAGAGGCUGCAGCACCUCUGCUGUGGAGAAAGGCUGAGGGAGCCGGGGGUGUUCAGCGCGGAGAAGAGAAGGCUGCGGGGAGCCCUCAGUGCAGCCUUCUGUCAUUUCAAGGGAGAUGAUUAGCAGGAGGGAAAUGAACUUUUUGUGUGGGGAGAUGGUGAUAGGACAAAGAGGAAUGGUUUUGGCGUAAAGGAGGGGAGAUUUGGUUUAGAUGUCAGGGAAGUGGCUCACAGAGGGGGAGCUGAGGCCCUGGCACUGCUGCCCAGAGAGGUUGUGGGUGCCCCAUCCCUGCGGGUGCGCCCGACUCAGCUCACAUUGCAGUGAAUGGAGACGGAGGGAGGGACGUGGCUGAUGAGACUCCAACUGCCGGUGGCAUCGCAGGGCUGCGGUGCUUUGACCUUGCAAAGCCGCCAAACUUCCACCUGCUGGCUGUCUGCUUUCAACAUCUGUCACAAAGCACAGCAGCUGGGAGGGACCUCUGGAGUUUUAGUACAACUCCUCCCAUUCCCAGCAGCUUCCCUGCAGCAGAUUGCACACAUCACUGCAUUGAAUGCCAUGACUCCUGCUGCCCCUUGACAAGUUUCUGUCUCAGUCUCUGACAAGCAUUCACAGAAUCAUAGGAUGGCCUGGGUUGAAAAGGACCACGACCACCUAGUUUCACCCCCCAGUAUCAUGUACAGGGUGGCCAACCACUGGACCAGGCUUGUCUUGACUCAUCUCUAGGUCUGUCUUGGGUACUGCAGGACUGGGUUCUGGGAGACGGUGCUCUGGUGAUCCU